AUGUCUUCCUUCAACUUCUCUGAUAAUCUUCUUUUUCUAUGCAUGUUUUGCUACUUUACCCUCAUCCAAAAAGUUCUCUCCCAUUUACCUCUCGGCCAUAACUGCCCAAACACAACUACUUACACUACGAACAGCUCAUACGCAGCCAACCUGAACUCUCUCCUCUCCAAUCUCACUUCUAACGCCACCGGCGACACCGGGUUUUACAACUUCACUUCCGGUCGAAACCCACCUGACAUAGCCUACGGCCUCUUCCUCUGCCGCGGAGAGGUCACUGUAGAUGAUUGUCGAGAGUGUGUGGCGGGUGCUAGUACCGAAAUUCUCGGGACAUGCCCAAUCGAGAGGCGAUCAACGAUUUGGUACGACAACUGUUUGAUGCGUUACUCCAACGAAUCUAUCUUCUCCAUUCCGGAUAUGUCAGUGGUUUUAAUUUUAAGUAAUCCUCAGAAUGUUACAAAUCAAGAAAUGUUUAAUAAGACGUUGUGGACUUUGAUGGGUGACAUAGCCACUCAAGCUUCGAAUGAUCAAUCGGGGAAGAAGUUUGCGACCGGAGAAGCCAACUUUACUGCACAGCAACAAAAUAUUUUGGACUUGGGCAAUGCACACCUGAUCUGA
Ilex paraguariensis (yerba mate) is the source of this 615-nucleotide messenger RNA. The record is from the annotation of a GenBank genome assembly. Lineage: Eukaryota; Viridiplantae; Streptophyta; Magnoliopsida; Aquifoliales; Aquifoliaceae.